Rubroshorea leprosula is the source of this 2356-nucleotide messenger RNA. Lineage: Eukaryota; Viridiplantae; Streptophyta; Magnoliopsida; Malvales; Dipterocarpaceae. The record is from the annotation of a GenBank genome assembly.
GUUGAUAAAGAAAUUUAAAAUCGAAAAUUUUCAAAAUAUUUUGUUUUUGUUUCUGAUCUUCUGCUCUCAAUUAGGUUUUUAUUUCUCACGAUUCUGUUUCGAAUUGGAUCCGAGUUCGAAAUGGCUAAAGCUUCAACCGAUCAAAUCCCAAACGCCGGCAGAUGGUGACCGACCAAAUCUAUCUCGUACUUUCAAGUACUUACUAGCUACACACAGUUCUUGUCAAGAGGAAUUCCAUUCAUAUUCAAUUCAUGGAUCGUCAGGCACCUCACUGAGGAGGACUAUGCGGUAUUGCCUGCAAUAUCUUUACGCAGUUCAGUUCCAUCUGUUUGUCACAUUUGUCUUUCUUAGUCGUGAGGAGUUUCGUUGAGCUUGCAUGCGUGCAGAUCUUAAAUGUGAUUGUUCUUCAACAUUGGAAAAUGCUGCAAAAUCAUUGAAAGUAGCUUGGAUAACUCUCCCACUAGCUGUAGUUGUUACGGCUGCGGCUUGCUUUCUCAUCUUCUGGUGGCAAGGACUAAGUUAUCCAGACCCAUAUGUGCAAGUUAUUUUGAUUAAUGGCUGGGCAUGCAUCUUGGAGCUAUUGGCAGAACCAUUAUUUAUCCUUUCUCAAACCAUGCUUCUUCUCAAACUGCGUUUAAUGGUUGAAACUGCAGCUACAUUUUCACGAUGUGUAACAAUGUACAUUCUCAUUGCACAUCACACGGACAUGGAGAAAGGAAUUGUCUUUGCACUAUCACAAACUGCACAUGGAGCAAGCUUGUUCAUUGGCUACUGGUCUUAUUUUCUACUCCAAAAUGCACUUAAAAUUUCUGAUAUUUUUCCUUUCAGUUUUGCAGACAAGGAAACGUCAUGGAUUAUGAUAAGCAGCUUUUGGACAUGUGUGUGCUGUUUACUUUUCAAUCCUUCCACAAGCUAAUCCUGCAAGGAGAAAAGAUGGUCCUUGCGUGGUUUGAUAUGCCAUAUAACCAAGCUGUAUAUGAACUUGUUGAUAAAUUAGGGAGCUUAGUGGUUAGAUUGGUGAUUAAUCCAUUUGAAGAAAGUUCAUGUGCCACUUUUGCCAGGACAGUCUCAACACAAAUACAAUAACUUGGGAAAUUGCCUCUUAGAGGCCCUGAAGCUUGUUUUGCUAAUUGGGCUUAUAUUUUUGGCUAUGGCCCAAGUUACUCAUAUUCUCUAAUCUGAUUAUUGUAUGGUAAAAAAUGGAGUGAUGGAGAAGCUUCAGUUGUCCUGUGUUAUUAUUGUCUUUAUAUCAUGGUUUUGGCUAUGAAUGCAGGAACUUCAGAAGCAUUUCUACAUGUAGUGGCUACAGAGAACCAACUCAAAUGCUCAAAUGAUUCUUUGCUUAUAUUUUCAUUGAUAUACAUAGUGCUGAAUGUCAUAUUGAUAUGAUCAGCUGGUGCAGUUGGUUUGAUUCUUGCAAAUUCUUUGAGUAUCCUUAUGGCGUUAUAGUUAUUUUGCAUGACCAUCACCAUAUGAUUUAUUCCUCUUUGUCCUUCUUUGUCCCAAGGUCCUUUUAACAUUUGUUUGAGCAUUAGAUUUAGCACCAUCCUUCUAAGUGGUGAUUAUAAUUGGAUUGGUGCAAUUGCAUUGUUAUCAGUUCCCGCAAAUGGUCACUUUCUAUUAGACAGCAAUUAUUUUAGAUUGAAGCAAAUGCCUCUGUUUCCUUGACUAGCAAAUCGAUAUGAUUUUGAGAAUUAUUUAUUCUGCAGUAUUCAUCAAGCAUUAUUUCUAGGAUCCUUCCUCGUUUUCUUUUCGCAGAUGCUUGCCUUCAGGUUGGACCAUUCUGUUGUGUUCAGGUGCAGCUACUCUUAUUUCUGAGAAACUAUUUCUGGACCAUGAAUGUUUCUGGCAAAUGUUUCCAAUCCAUUUUCUGAUUGGGUUCACUUUCUUCUGCUUGUCAUCCUUUGUCAUCUAUUGCCAUGAGAGGCCUUUUACCAACAAAAUCAUCCAUUUCCAUGAUCGCAUGGACUGAGGAGCCAAGGCUUGUCACAACUGCAAGAACUGCUUUUGAAGACAUAAACAGACAAGGAGAGGCGACAGAGCAUGAAACUGCAUCAUAUAUAUACCGAUAUGACCCCUAAAGAACUUUGUAUUUUUUCUGACUGUCCUCUAAACCUUAGUGAAUAGAUUUGGAUUUUAGGGGAAGGUGAGUGGUACUCAUAUAGGACAAUGGAGGUUUACAGUUUUCAGGGCCAGAGAAUUAUAGGGCUCAUCCUGCUGUAGAUAAUGCCUGUUGGAAUCUGUUGUUCUUGAAUAGUUUUAGGCCAUUACUUUUCUGACAUUUUUUGUUCAUGUAACUGAGUCCUGAAAUUCAUUGAAAUUCUGUCCAAAAGGAAAAUAACUUAAAAAUGGGUUG